This is a messenger RNA of Onychostoma macrolepis, 1810 nucleotides long. RefSeq names its product BCL2 associated agonist of cell death a (gene bada). The record is from RefSeq and is a predicted model, not a curated record. Bases 393 to 836 code for a protein of 147 amino acids. The transcript is spliced from 4 exons. NCBI's taxonomy places the organism in Eukaryota, Metazoa, Chordata, Actinopteri, Cypriniformes, Cyprinidae. Gene Ontology annotation, cellular component: mitochondrion. Gene Ontology annotation, biological process: apoptotic process.
AUCCGAGCCGAAAUGAGAUCAUACACACUGUAGUGAUAACAACAACCGGACUGGAAAUUUGCCACUCUACUGCUUGCGGCGAGAAGACAAUCACUUCGACUAAAUGUCACGAAAAACGGGAUCUUUUUUCCAUUAUUUUUGGCCGACGACGUUUUCAGAUGAGCACGACUCAACCUUAGAAAUAUGAAACUUAUAUAAAGUAGCAAUUACAGCUAUUGUUGUUGUUUGGGUGUGUCACAUGCCAUGAGGCAAUCAAUAUAUGUUGAGAACUGGAGAAGCUACUCUCAAUCGUACUGGAGAUAAGAAGGAAUAGCAUCUAGUGCAACUGACAACCAAGACGAGCACAUUCAUAUCUAUUGUCCUGGAAUUCGUCCAGAUCCACAGCACUUACAAUGAAUAACUCAUUGCAUGACCAUCAAGAUGAUUCCAGCACCUGGAAUGACAAAAAGAAAGGAAGAGAAGAGACAAUCAAAAACCACGGACAACAUCAGGAUCAAACCUUGCCAAACAUUUCUCCUCAAGGGCGUGUGCGGCUCUAUUCAGAGUCUCAGGUGUAUACAGUCAGCCGCUGGCAGGAAGCAGAGCCCCAGGAUGCAGCAUUGGUGGAGGAGAACGGAGGAACGGGAGAUGGACUUCCAUUCAGAGGUCGUUCUCAAUCCGCUCCGGCUGCGCUGUGGAAAGCAAAGAAGUACGGGCGACAGCUGAGGAGAAUGAGCGAUGAAUUUGACACAUGGCUCGACAAAGGGGAGGUCAAAAGAGCGAACAGCCAGAAACAGACCUACCGGGGAUGGUUCUCGUUCCUCUGGAGUCCCGAAGAAGAGGAGGGCAGAGAAUGAAGUAGUCAUGCUUUAUUAAACACCAUAAUAACAGUUACCAGAGAGCUGCACUGAGAUGAAGGCUGGUCUGAUCACCAUCAUGGCCUUUUUGUCAAUCAAUGUGCUCAAGCUAGUACAAAACCAAUCUGAGAGAAUGGUAAAACCACUGCAAUAACGUACGUUUAAUUAAAGGAAUUGUCAGUGUUCAUUCAAUUUGACAAUCUUAAGAGGGACAAUCUCUUCUAAAAUAUUACAAUUCAUUGGACAAUCUUUCUAUAUACUGAUUUAAAAAAUGAAACUCUAUUUAAAAACUAUUUAUUGAUAUGUAUUAAAUUCAUAUUUGACAAAGAAAUGUGUUCUAUGAUGUAUUUUAUAGAUGGAUAUAUAGAUGUGCGUUUUGUUGUACUAAAGGCUGGAGCGAUUGCUUGCAAAAUGUAAAUAUAAUUCAAGGACUGUGACACUGGAUAAAGUAAGUUGUGAAGUACAGGUUAGUGAUGGUAACAAUAAUACGGGUAAAGUUAUUUCAGUUCAUCUGUUGCUGCAUCUCAGGUUUGUUUGUUUUUUAAUGCCAAACUGUCGUGGUGAAAAACUAGUAAGAGUGGAUGAAAUCAGUUCAGAAAUCAUCUGCCAUCUCUUUUAUGCUGAAUAUACUUGGAUAUGUCACCAGGAAAACAAUUCAUCACGGCCUUUCAUGUACAUAUUUCUUGAUUGUUGAGUUGUCUGUAGUCUCUAUUGGAUUUUUUCUUUUUAUAUGCAUCUGCUGGUCUUGUAUGUAAAACAUUCAAUUGCUGCCAAACGUACAGAUGAACAAGUGCUGUUUCUGUAUUAUCAGCCUUGAUUAUACUUUCAUUCCCUUUCAAGCUCCUUGUACAUAUUUAUACUCUUUGACAUAGAUUGAGUAAUGGAUGAACUGUUUAAAUACUUUUUAAAACAAUCACAAGUUUUUAUCUUUUUUCUAUAAUUUUGUGGUCAAAAUAAAAGAUUUUCUGGCUGAA